Molecule: messenger RNA, 4499 nt
Organism: Nerophis ophidion (straightnose pipefish)
Lineage: Eukaryota; Metazoa; Chordata; Actinopteri; Syngnathiformes; Syngnathidae
Gene: aff1
Product: AF4/FMR2 family, member 1
Exons: 19
Coding region: 200-3484 (1094 amino acids)
Biological process (GO): regulation of gene expression
Cellular component (GO): super elongation complex; nucleus
Source: RefSeq, a predicted model, not a curated record
CUGGGCAGAGAGUGGAGCACCCAAACAUUGGCUGCAAAAGCAGCGACGAGCAAACAGCACCAAUGGUGUCAGUCCAUUAAUUUGGACAUUUUGUCCUUGCCGGUAAACGAUGUGACCGAGCGGACAAGGAAGGCGAGUUUGGCGGCGACUGUCGGGAACACAUGACAACCGAGAGUCGGGGAGUGAGAGCGGGCGCGCCAUGGCGUCUCAGCCGAGUGUAUAUGAUGAAGAGAGGAAUCGUCUCCGCCUCAGAGCCUGGGAACAGAGAAACCAAGAAACGAGCCAAGCCAAGGAACUCACUGACAAUGUACCGCUUUUUGGGGUGCCAUACAAGAGAAACAAAGGUGAUGAACUUUCCGACAGGAUCCAGAGGAUGCUGGGCAGCUAUGAAGAUGAGAAAAAUCCCACUGAUCCUUCAAUGUCCGUAACCUUGUUGCAGCCAAACUUGGAUAACCCUGGCCAACCUCCCGUCCAAGACCAGGACCAUCACAUAUCCAGUCAGGACAAUACUAUCCCUCCAAGUAACAGUAACACUUUCCAGACCAUGACAGACGUCCCUGCUGCUCCUUCUUCUCCAGUCAUCCAUAGAGACUCUCUGCAAUUGCCAAAGGGUACCUUCGAUCAUUCAAUGGGCCAAGAGAAGAAGGGUGAGACUUUGCCAGAUCUCAGGGAGCACGGUAGCAAUCCUCAGGAAAGGUCUGCUCAGUUUGCGGAUGUCAAGCCAAUACCUAUCCUACAUUCCAGUGCUCCCAAAGUCGCACUUGCUAAAGACACCCUUGAAUCACGUCAAGAGUCCAUAGAAGGGCAGUCGGCUGCCACCGCCGUGGAUGUUUCCGCGUGUAACCUAUGGCAGUCGCCGGCAGAUGCUACCCAGGUGUAUCAGGCUGGCAAGAGCGGAAACUCCCUCCUUUCACAGAACUUCCCUCCGCUCUCAUCAUCCAAGCAGCCCAGCGUAGUCAUGACCCAGAAGCCGACAGCGUAUGUGCGGCCUACCAUGGAUGGUCAGGACCAGCUGCUCAGUGGGUCGCCUGAGUUGAAGCCUUCAUCUGAGCCAUAUAUACCUCUACAGGAGAUCCGUAAGGUCGACCAUUGCAAGACCAAAGCGCUGCAUCAAUAUUUGGAGACGAGGGCAAAUGAAACACUGCGUGUUGAAGACAUUUUAAAGGAGAUGGCUCAUUACUGGCCGCCCCUCUUGACAGCCAUACACAUUUCUAAUAAAUCUGACGUACCCCCAGCAAAGGAAACAGGGCAAGUCUCUUCAUGUCUGGGACUGAAAAGCCAUGACCUGUCUUCUGAAGAUUCCUCCAAUCUCAAUGUGCAAAGCUCCUCAUUUCGGCACAAGGAGACUUAUUCCAGCAGCGUGGAAUCUGCAAGUUCCAGUGACUCAGACAGUAGCUCCAGAUCUGACUCUGACAGCGAGAGCGCCACCGAGAAUCCUCGCAGACCCCCACUGAGCAGCUCCAAAACAGAGACUGAUACAGCAGCAGCAUCGUCCAAUGUUGACUGGCAGUUGGUGAAGUGGAUCCACUCCAGUCAACAGAACUUCAACAACGAAAGCCAAAAGUGUGCCAACGUCUGCAAGAGUCCCACUGACAAACGACCACAGCCCCCUGAAAUCUCCAAAAACUCAAAUGUUGACAUAGUCGGUGAGUCAAAACCUCCAAAAGAGUUUGGUGGAGACCCUUCCAAAGCCCAGCCGUGUGAAGAGAGUUUUUGCCCAAAAUCCGCCGCCGAUGUGAUUUGCUGUACCAGUUCCAAGAAACAUUCAGGUGUCACACUAAAACCAGCAAAGGAUCACACUAAAACGACUCGCAGUGUAAAAUGUGAGGACACUGUGGCUCUCUGUAUCUCAAACGAUCCCAAGCUCAAAACAAAAACAAGGAAAAGAAAGAACAAUAGCAGUGACUUUAAAAGCAGCACUAAGAGAACUUUUAAAGGACCAGAGGUGCAAAAGACUAAAUCCAUUCUUAGGCCUGAGGUGGUCCAACGUGAUGCUUGUUGUGUGUCAUGUGGCAAGAUACACCCUGGCACCUGCUCCUGCCUUCCCCAAAGUCUCACUCGUCUCGACCACCCGUCCCCUGCCCUGCCAGUCGAAAUCAGCUGUAGCAAACCCAACGUUGAGGCUGUCUGUCAUAAAGAGGCCAAAGUGAUUCCUAAAGCGCCGUCCUCUGCAGCCCGCAAGUCUUGCGAAAAGUCUGGACGCUUCAGCAAGUCUCUGGACCUUCCCAACCGACCUAUUAAAUCCCUGCUGGUAAAGAUCGAUCUAAAUCUACUUUGUAGAGUUCCCCAGGUGACACCCAUGAAGGCUGAGAAACCUUUGCACACAUCUGAAAACAAACCGGAAGCCAGCAAAAACCCUAAAGCCAUCAAAAAGAGUUUACCUCAAAUUGUGGAGAUACAUGACAAAACUCUUCCCAGGAAGAAGCUGAAGCUGGAGAAACAGAAGACCUCAUCCGACAAGAAUUCCUCAGUCAAAGUGGAAGGUUGCAGCAACAGACCAGACCAGCAGAAGCAAAAUAAAUCAAAGAAAAGUCGUGUGCAUUUGCUGCAGCCCCCAAAAAAACGAGACUGUGGUAAAUACACCAAAGUGCACAAGUUGUCAAGCUUGGAGACUCACAAGGAAGCCUCAAAGAGCAAAGACUCGAAAAGCAGCCGAACAAAGCACACUCCGCUAGAAAAGAAGCCAUCUACACAGGUCCUCAAGCAAGUAACCUCUAAGCCCUUGCUCUUGUGUGAGGACAGGAAGUAUCCAGUGAAGCACUACAUCAGGGAGGCCAAAAGACUGAAGCACAAAGCAGAUGCAGAGUCCGACAAGCUCAGCAAAGCUUUCAACUACCUUGACGCCGCCAUGUUUUUCGUGGAGAGUGGCAUCGCCAUGGAAAAGGACCCGCAGAUCUCAAUGUCUUCCUACACCAUGUUUGCAGAGACCGUGGAGCUCCUCAAGUUUGUGCUAAAACUUAAAAACUCCACUGACUCAUCUCUUCCCGCCUCAAGGAAGGACUUUGUAGCAUUAUGUCUGAAGUGCCAGGCUCUCCUGCAGAUGGCGAUGUUUCGUCAAAAGCACGAAACUGCACUGAAGUACUCCAAGACGCUCACCGACCACUUCAGUAGCUCCUCACUUGACCCUUCUGUCUGCGCCACAAAUGGUGCAGUCACCCCAUCCUCCAUGGCCAGCAUCCCGUCCCCUGCCUGCGGCGCCACCAAACAGAGCGGGUCAGCCGCAGGGCCCGCUGGCUCCACGGUGUGCGUACCUCUGGCAAUAGAGCAAGUGGCGCUCUCCUAUGUCAACAUCACAACGUUGGUCCUGAGCGCUCACGACCUCUGGGAGCAGGCGGAGGAAAUGGCGAGCAAAGGCAGCGGUGUUCUAGCCAAGCUGGACAGCCAUGUGGGCCCCCUGAGCCUGACUUCUUCUGUGAGCUUCAUGGUGCGUUACACUAGACAAGGUGUGUUGUGGCUGCGGACGGACAGCCAAAAAAGCAAAUGAAUGUCUACUAAGGUACCUCACCCGUAAUAACCCAAAACACUUGAGUGGGUCACAUUCUGAAACAACCUUGCUUGGAUGAUAUUGAUCUAAUUGCACUAAAGCAGGGCUGAAGUCCUAGAAUGCUAUUUCAAUCAGGCCUAAUUUCAUCAUUAUUUGUUUGUUUUGUUACUUCUAGGACAGACUCAACAAUAUCAUGAGCUUUAUCACUUUUUUUUUAAAUCAAACUGAGGGGAAUGUUCCGAAAACGCUAACAUUUAAAGCAGACUCAAGAAAGUGCCUUAAACAGUCACAAUCAGAGUUUUGUUAGUCCAGGUGCAAAUCAUGUUUGUCAGUCCAAUGUAUUCUAUUUAUUACCUUUUCUUUUUCUACAAACGGUGCACUUUUCGUUUGAGUUUGCAGGAAUCGUUCGCAGCCGAAGUGGUUUCUGUGAGCGGAUUUAUUUUCCACGCUGUUUUUUUUUGAGGUAGUGGAUGAGAUUAUAAUAGUCACCAAAAGUCGAGUUAGCAUUGAAGCCUCGUAGGAAAAAUGUAGUGAUCACGUUUCUUGCCUUUUGAGUUGCAGGAGUGUAAUAAAUGCAAAGAAGUACUUUGAUGUCAGUGCGCACUUUUUGGCCCAAGCAAGUGCGUUGAUUGUGAUCAUUUCAACGUUUAUUGACUUAUGUUGGCUUAUCAUACGAAUGAAAUGUGAACAAAUAUGUUUGGUUAACUCAUAAAAUGAGCAAGUGUUGUUUUUGAUGUUUGCUAAUUUAGUCGGUGGGUAAUUAAAGGAUGAAAGUGCAAAAAGUGAUUUGAUUGAAAACCUUUAUUUUUCCCAGACAAGGUAUUUAAAAAGCAUUAAAAACUGUCUUCAUCUUAAAUUCACAUUGUUUUUCAUGGUCUAACCUGCAGAUUCCUUUGUAAGCGAUCGGUUUACUUUUCCUGUCCCAAACCCCGAUGACCUAGAAUGUUUUUUUUCCUUUUGUGGAUUAUGAAUUUUCUGUUGCAGUGUUCAUGGAUAAAUAAACACUGGAAAUUAA